Messenger RNA from Zootoca vivipara (common lizard), 4048 nucleotides. RefSeq names its product popeye domain cAMP effector 3 (gene POPDC3). Gene Ontology annotation, cellular component: sarcolemma. Lineage: Eukaryota; Metazoa; Chordata; Lepidosauria; Squamata; Lacertidae. Gene Ontology annotation, molecular function: cAMP binding. The record is from RefSeq and is a predicted model, not a curated record. Gene Ontology annotation, biological process: skeletal muscle tissue development; regulation of membrane potential; heart development.
AGCAGCAGAAGUUGUGUCAGGAAGCCUGUGCGCUGGGAGUCGCUCUUCUCCUCAGGCGCCGCCCGCAGCCCGUCUCGUGGCGGUUCCCUCGCUGCCUAUUUUAGUCAAAGCCUCGGCUUGCCUCUCUCAGCGGCGGCGGCAGCGCUACCAAGCGCGCGGCUAGACGGGGCUGAGGAAGGGACAGGGGCGCGUCGCCGGCGUUGACGGGCAAACUUGGUGGCAAGAUCAGUAACAUCAUGAACCAAGCACACGUGGAAGUCUCAGGACUCAACUUGGAACAGUAUGGAUGUCUAAGAAGACUGUUUCCCUAGCUGAGUAACUUUGAAUCUCUUUAAGCUAUAAAAUGCAUGGACAUAAUGGUGAUCAGCUAACAAAGGCAAAGUUGGAGCAAUGAUGGGCUGUUAUUUUGUCAGAACCUUAUUUUUUUAACAGAGUUUUUGAACUCGCAGAGACAGACGAUGGCAAUCAAUACCAAUCAAUUGGAUGUUCCAGUCAUGGAAGACAACUCAAGUUUUUGGGACAGUUUGAUAUAUGCACACCCAAUCUGUGUCAACUGGAAGUCGGAAGCAGAAGGAUCAAUCUAUCAUUUGGCCAGCAUCUUGUUCGUUGUUGGCUACAUGGGUGGAAGUGGCAUUUUCGGCCUGCUCUACGUCUUCUUUUUGCUUGGACUAGGUUUCCUCUGCUCAUCUGUCUGGUCAUGGCUGGAUGUCUGUGCAGCUGACAUUUUCUCUUGGAAUUUUAUACUGUUUGUGAUAUGCUUUGUACAGUUCAUUUAUGUGGCCUACCAAGUCCGGAGUGUUGCCUUUGACAAAGAUAUCCAGGAGCUUUACCUUGCUAUGUUCCGGCCCCUGGGGAUUUCUAUGACAAUUUUUAGAAAGAUCAUCAUGUGCUGUGAUGAAGAAGUAGUUACACUGGAGAAGGAGCACUGUUAUGCCGUGCAAGGCAAAACACCAAUUGAUAAGCUCUCCUUGCUUCUAUCAGGAAGGAUCAGAGUGACAGUGGAUGGGGAAUUUCUGCAUUAUAUUUUCCCCCUCCAGUUUCUGGAUUCGCCUGAAUGGGAUUCGCUAAGACCCACAGAAGAAGGCAUUUUUCAGGUAACCCUCACAGCAGAAACAGACUGUCGAUAUGUGGCCUGGAGGAGAAAAAAAAUGUAUUUACUCUUUGCUAAACACCGAUUCAUCUCACGGAUAUUUUCGAUUCUAAUUGGGAACGACAUUGCUGAUAAGCUCUAUGCUCUGAAUGACAGAGUGAACCUGGGGAAAGGAUUCCGAUGUGACAUCCGCUUACCAAACUUCUAUCAUGUGUCCGUUCCAGAGGCACCCAAAAUGCAACCUGUAAACCAGAUUCAGCACAGUUCAAGACAACAUUAACUAAUAUUGUAAAAUGUGACUGUGGUUCAAAAUGAUGCAUUUUGCGUUCAUUGCAUCUGGAAUGAACUGUGGCAGUUUCAUAAAAAUACAAAUGGAAGAUUCUCAUUAAGGCAACUUUAAAAUAAAAGCAUUUUUUUUCCCAGCGGAAAGAAAGAGAAAAAACUAGCACAGCUCCUUUCAUCGUGUCUAAGCUAGCAGGAUGCCCAUCUUGACUGAUCGUGCGUUAUGAUUAGUUUCUGUUUACUCCUUCUGCUCAUCUUACUAUGUUGCGGGGGAUGGGCGCACAGUUAUAAAUUAUUAUGGGAUAAAGCUUUGUUGUAAUUGUGGUGCCUUGGAUAUUGUGGUCUCAAAAAUGACAUUUGCACAGAGCUCUUCAUGUUUAUUGAGGCCUCCUUGUCAUCAUGAAUUAUGCAAGCAGUUUUAUCUUAGAGAACAGCAACAUGCAGACCAUCUCUAAAAAGUAAUCUUCACUCACUUGUUACUUGGUAAUUACAAUGCAUAAAUUUGGUCUCAUUGUGCAGUGCCUUUCAGAAGAUGACACGUGAAACAGGAAACUGCACAGCCUGUAAAACCUGGAAGAAGGCUAACAAUAAUUUCUUUCUUGCAUACAUUCAUGAAGUGAUGACUUGAGAUUUAUCUCAGGGUAUUGCAGAGAGGCUAUACAUGAAAACAAAAGGCACUAAUGUAAUUACUUUGAGUACAAAGCAUGUGCCAGUCACUUUAAUUGCUGCAACAUAUGUAGCAGGGAAGGAAUAUUCAGGUAUUUUAAUUGAAAGUAGAGCAGCAGGUAUCCUAGCUGUGGAGAAAUAGCAGUUUUCUAAGAAUAGUAGUAGUAUGAUAAAUGCAACAUUCCCCAUGGUAUAUAUAUUCAUUUCUGCUGACCCACUGUUGCCUCUAGUCAAAUAGGUUUUGCAGGUUUUUAAGCACUGCAAAAACCUGCUGAACCUGUGAACUGAAAUAGCAACAUCGUUCUGUGGGCAAUUAUUACCAUGCUACCACAAGCUCUUGGAGAAAGAAAAAUACCAUCAGCUUCCAUGUCUAUAAAAGAAGAUACAAAAGCAAACCAUGAGAUCAUAUUGUAGAUUUGCAAAUGUUCAUACAAAACAUGUGAAGCAGGGAGACAUGAUUUAAAUUAUAACUCCUCACCCUGCAACAGCUUUGUUUGUUAUUUCUAUUUAACAGAAACAUCAGAUUGUGAUUUUUCCCAAGGUUUGAAUCCAGACCCAAGUACCGCUAAUGCCAUUAUCAUAUGGUACAUUAUAAAUACUGAAUGUUGCCAUAUCAAAGUUAACUACCCCAGUUCCAUGGUUAUGUCAUCAGGUGUGGCCACUUUGGUUAAAUGGUGAUAGUAAGAUGCCCUGAAUGCCUGUUGUCCAUAAGUAACGUUCAGAGUGUUGAAUGAAACAGCAAAACACUUCUGCUUGUAUGCCAGAAGUGAGUCCUGCACACCUAUCUUUAUGGAGGAAAUGAGUGACCUAAUGUGGAUAGUUAUACCAAUGUAGCAAGUGAGAUUUCUGAUGCAGCUGAUGGUGGUGGUUUUAGUGCCUACUGAUAGAAAAAUUUAGUGGAGAUGGCCAUACUUUUCAAGGGACAGAAGAUGCACUUAACUAACUAAGCCCAAAUGGAAAGGGAUAUGAUGAGCUCUUUUGAGUGCACCUAGAAUAUUUGGGAGUCUAGUGGAAUGUUUUACUUUGAAUAGCAUGCCUUCUUCCCAUGCAAUUUAACUUUUUAUGAAAUGGUCUUUAGUUCCAAAACUUUGUGCUUGACAUGGGGAAUGGGGCUACUGCUUGAGAAACUGAAGUACCAAGCCCUCUUUGUCAUGCAAAAUUAAUUUGCUGCUUGUUCAUUAGAACCUGGUUUACAUUUAUUUUUUUAUAAAGAUGCCAAAUUUUAUUUUUAUCAUUUUAUAUAAAAGAUCAAGGAGGAAGACAACUCCACAAUAUUUUAUACUAUAAACUUUAUAGUAAUGAAAACAGAAACAAUCACAUAAACAUUAAGUAUGUGUGAAAUGACUUGAUCUUAUUAAUGUUAUGGGGCUGGGUGAUCUAUUGCGUAUGUUACUGCUCAGUUCAUCCUGUAACUACUUUUCUUUUAAGGAGGAAAAGGUGUAAAGGCUUUUCUACUUACAUGUCUGAUACACAAAAAAGAAUGAUUAGUUUUUAUGGAGCAAUAUUGAAGAGUCUAUAAUGAGAAAUGCCACAAUUUCUUUAACCCUGUCAGAAAGCCGGAGACUGUUUGGUGAAGGUCUGCCCCUGUAAACAUUUUGAGCCAAGACUCUUUGGAAAUGAAAAAAGUGCACCAUCCUGGACCUGCCUGGCAUCUGGCUGUUAUUUGCAAUUUAAAUUGUCUAGUUCAUUCAUGAUUAUUGGUUGUAUCCAGUGUUAAUCCCACUAAGAGUCUACCCAUUGAAAUUAGUGUACAUGGCUGACUUAGCUUCAUUAAUUCCAAUGCAUCUACUAUGACUAUACCUUAGUAGGAUACAGCACUCUUUUUACAUUCCAGCCUUUACCUUCAAGCCAUCUUUUUGAAAGCACUGCUGUACCAGAUCUGGAUUGUCUUAUUUUCUCCACACUUUUGCUUCUUGUUAGGAAUUGAAUUUUCUAGACUUAUUAAUUCAAAUCAAACCCAAAAUAAUGGACUAGAAGUAAUCCAAAUGGAAUCACUUCCAGUGGGUUAAU